This is a messenger RNA of Colletotrichum fioriniae, 1245 nucleotides long. RefSeq names its product Uridine kinase (gene URK1). NCBI's taxonomy places the organism in Eukaryota, Fungi, Ascomycota, Sordariomycetes, Glomerellales, Glomerellaceae. The record is from RefSeq and is a predicted model, not a curated record.
AUGGCAGACGACCACAGCGGCACCGAGUCUCAUGUGACGAUUCAGCGGCGGACUCACUACUCACCACCAUGGGCAGAUGUCAGCAUCAUUGGCAUUGCUGGCAGUUCCGGCUCUGGAAAGUCAACUCUGUCGCAUGCCAUUGUGAGAAAGCUGAAUCUGCCCUGGGUGGUGAUUUUGUCCAUGGACUCUUUCUACAACCCCCUGAGUCCUGAGGAGUCAAAGAGGGCUUUUGACAACGACUUUGACUUUGACGCGCCGAAUGUAAGAUAUACACCGAUUACUGCUGGCAUGCAUAUUGACCAAAUUCAGGCGAUUGACUUUGAUGUUCUUGUACAAUGUUUGCGCGAUCUGAAGGCUGGGCUGGACAACACCACAACCAUCUACUCACCUCACGUCAUCAUCCUGGAGGGAAUCUUUGCCCUCCAUGACCCCCGUAUUAUUGAUCUUCUGGAUAUGAGGUUCGUCGAGCCGCAGCGCAAGGUCGCAGACAUCAUCGUGCCGAGAGGUAUCGAGAACCGCGUUGCCAUGGCCAUGGUUGUUCAGUACAUUGAGCGCAAGUUGAUCGAAAAGUCAACCCACCACCGGGCAGCACUCACACAAUUGGAACUGGCGGCUGCCAGCGACCCUCUGUCCGACAGAGUCGUGAUUCUAGAUCAGUCACCGCAACUGAGAGGCAUGAGCACCAUCAUUCAGGAUAUCGAUACCUCUGCGGAAGACUUUAUCUUCUACUUUGACCGCCUCGCGUGUCUUCUGAUCGAGCAGGCACUCAACAAUGUGCAAUUCAGAGAAAAGACAAUUGCCACGCCCCAAGGGUACAAGUACAACGGACUCCAAGCUACGGGCGAUGUAAGUGCGGUGCUGGUCCUCCGUGGCGGUGCCGCCUUCGAGACGGCCUUGAAGAGGGUCGUCCCCGACAUGCGGACAGGCAGAAUCCUGAUCCAGUCCAACGUACGGACGGGAGAGCCCGAGCUGCAUUAUCUCAAGCUUCCGGAUAACAUCGACUCCCACGAGUCGGUCUUGUUGAUCGACACGCAGAUGGCCAGCGGAGGCGCCGCGCUCAUGGCCGUGCAAGUCCUCGUCGACCACGGCGUCGCUCAGGACAAGAUUGUGCUGGCGUGCUAUGCUGCCGGAAGACUGGGCGUGCACCGCCUUGCAAAGGUGUUUCCUGGUAUCACCAUUGUUCUGUGCAAUAUGCUUGCGGAUAUUGAGGACCGCUGGGUUGAGAAGAAGUACUUCCGAUGCUAG